Messenger RNA from Conger conger (European conger), 1038 nucleotides. Its product is annotated as trace amine-associated receptor 13c-like. The coding region runs from base 1 to 1038 and encodes 345 amino acids. Gene Ontology annotation, cellular component: membrane. NCBI's taxonomy places the organism in Eukaryota, Metazoa, Chordata, Actinopteri, Anguilliformes, Congridae. The transcript has a single exon. Gene Ontology annotation, biological process: G protein-coupled receptor signaling pathway. Gene Ontology annotation, molecular function: trace-amine receptor activity. The record is from RefSeq and is a predicted model, not a curated record.
AUGGAUAUUUUGAAACAUCAAGAAUUGGAUCCACCACAAUUUUGUUAUCCAUCAGCUAAUGGAUCCUGUAUUAAACUCAAUCAGACUUGGGCAGCUCAGGUUAUCUUGUAUAUAUUCUUUGUGACAGGAAUGAUCGUGACAAUUCUUGGGAACUUGGUUGUUAUCAUCUCCAUUGCGCACUUUAAACAGCUCCAUACACCAACAAAUGUACUGUUGAGAUCUUUGGCAGUGGCAGAUCUGCUACUUGGAAUGAUUGUGAUGCCCUUCAGCAUGAUUAGAUCUGUCGAGGGCUGCUGGUACUUUGGGGAUGUUUUCUGUUUAUUGCACUCAAGUUUUGACAUGUUCCUCACCUGUGUAUCAAUUUUUCAUCUUAUUUUCAUUGCCAUAGACCGCUAUCAGGCAGUGUGCAAUCCACUCCAUUAUUCCAGAAGAAUAACCAUCCCUGUUGCAUGGCUUAUGAGUGCUCUGAGUUGGGUCGUUGCAGGUAUAUACUCGUAUGGUCUUAUUUAUUCAAAAGCUAAUAUAAAGGGGCUGGAGGAAUACAUUGCAUCUAUAUAUUGUUUGGGUAGUUGUAUUCUGCUGUUUAAUUCUUUGUGGGGUGUCCUGGACACUUUAAUUGCAUUUUUUCUGCCUUGCUCUAUUAUGAUUGGAUUUUAUGCCAAAAUAUUUGUUGUGGCUAGGGAGCAUGUAAGAAGGAUUGGAGAAAUGAAUCAGAAACAUUUGAAUGAAGAAAAUAAGAACAAACUGUCUCAAAGUUCUGAGCGCAAGGCAGCAAAGACACUGGGCAUUGUGGUGGGGGUCUUCAUUCUUUGCUGGAUGCCUUUCUUUGUGAACAUGAUUAUUGAUCCCUACACUAACUUUUCCACUCCUUUAAUCAUCUUUGAUGUGCUUGUUUGGCUAGGUUACUUUAAUUCUACUUUAAAUCCAAUAAUCUAUGGUUUAUUUUAUCCUUGGUUUCAAAAAACAUUUAAACUUAUUGUCUCUUUGAAAAUAUUCACUCCACAUUCUUCAAAUAUAAAUAUAUUUAAUGAAAGAUAA